CUUGUCACUUGCCGUAACACGUAAGCUGCAAAGGAUCACGUGAUGUGACGACAUAUGCUGUUGGUUGUGUAGUUGUAACGCUGGGAAAUAUUGUUCGUAGAACGGCCUCCUUUUGACUGGUGUUCCACCGCAAAGUUUACUGAGACUGAUCGGAUUUAAGUCGUCCUACAGAAUGGUGAAUUUUUGUCCUCAUUGUGGUUCAAAGCUGCAGCCUGAUUUCAAAUUUUGCCCUUCGUGUGGUGGGAAGCUCCCAGAAGACCCAACAGAACCUGACACUUUACAAGCAUCCGAAUUCCUUUCAAACUAUGUGCAUCAUUCUGUAAGCUCCUCAAAAGUAGGUGCUGCUGAGGAGGACUCAGGUUCUGCACUGAAUCGCCCACCUCUGCGUUCUUCUCGCCGAAAGAGUAGCUUAGCCACACCCAUAAACGCUGUAAAAUGUACAGAAAAGAAGUCUUUAACAUCUCCACAAAAAGAAAAGACGUCUCUCCACAAAAAGAAAAGAUGUCCCCUCAAGUUAAAGAACAAGAACAAGAAGAAGCAAAGCAAACCUCGUUACUUGCUCUUCAAACUCCAGAUAAGAAGUCUUUGAUUUCACUUGGAAAACGUAAGGCUUCUCCCAAUGUUAAGGAAGAAGAGACGAAGCAAACUUCUGUUUUAUCUCCAAGUCCAUCUAAAUGCAAAUCCAGGAAGCGGGUCAGUACUGUUGAGCCUGUCGAAGAGGGCACAAUGGUUUGUGACCAGUCAGGCAAUAAAUGGAAACUGGUUGAACUUCUGUGGCAAACAGAAUUAGACCUGACAUAUGCAGCGUGCCCGGCGAAUAAGCAGACCGACACUUUUAAUUGCAAGUACAUCUUAAGAUUGGGUGGUAGAGAAGGACACCUGUUCAAUGAGCAAAAUUUCCACCAGAGAGCAGCCAAAACUGAUGCAGUGGAGAAAUGGGUGAAAUUACACAAAAUUGACUUCCUUGGGAUUCCAUCAUGUGUGGGUUUUGGUAUUCAUGAAGCAUAUAGGUUUUUAGUUUUUCCUAACAUGGGACAAACUCUACAGUCAAUAUUGGAUCAAAGGACUGAUUCUUUAUCUGAGAAAGCUGUUCUCCAGCUUGCACUACGACUAUUGGAGUUACUUGAAUUCAUCCACGAGAAGGAAUAUACUCAUGCAGACAUCCAUGCUGGAAAUAUUUUCAUCAACACUGACAGUCAUACAGAGGUUUUUUUGUCAGGCUUCGGUUAUGCAUUUAGAUAUUCCCCAGGUGGAAAACAUGUGGAAGAGCGGCCGGGUAGCCGCACCGCUCACCAGGGUAACGUCAAAUUCAUCAGCCUGGAUUCUCAUAUGGGGGCUGGUCCCUCUAGAUGCAGUGAUUUGCAGUCUCUUGGUUACUGUAUGCUGUGCUGGAUGACAGGAACGCUCCCGUGGAGUCACCUCACUCACUCAAGCUCUGCUAUUGCUGCAGAGAAGAAGAGGUAUAAAUCUGAUAUUAGUGGACUUGUUAGUUUCUGUUACAAAAAAAGCAAGGCUUCAAGUGCAUUAACUGCAUACCUGUCUAAUGUGAUGGCCCUCCAGUAUUGUGAGAAACCAGAUUACUCCCUUCUGAAAGCUGGGCUACAUGAGAGCUUACAAAAGAUGGGUGGGACUCUAAAGGAACCAUUGGAUCUGUGAAACCAUAAGGAAGUGGGACUUGGGUGAUAUUAUGCAGAAUGUUUAUAUGAAGUCUUCGAGGGACCUUUUAUGUUUUUAAAAACAGUUUUACGGUGAUAUUUCAAUGCAAACUUUACAAAUUGUGUGUUUGCCAGUAUGCUUUUGUUUUAAAUCUUUAAUGAAAUUACUGUUUAGUUAAAAGUGCGACUGUUCGUUAUUUUAAAUAAAUCUUUACUGGUACAUU
Messenger RNA from Triplophysa dalaica, 1879 nucleotides. It is a transcript of the gene vrk3, whose product is annotated as VRK serine/threonine kinase 3. Gene Ontology annotation, biological process: signal transduction; peptidyl-serine phosphorylation. The record is from RefSeq and is a predicted model, not a curated record. The transcript is spliced from 15 exons. Gene Ontology annotation, molecular function: ATP binding; protein serine/threonine kinase activity. Gene Ontology annotation, cellular component: nucleus; cytoplasm. Bases 436 to 1656 code for a protein of 406 amino acids. NCBI's taxonomy places the organism in Eukaryota, Metazoa, Chordata, Actinopteri, Cypriniformes, Nemacheilidae.